This is a messenger RNA of Anopheles maculipalpis, 2163 nucleotides long. RefSeq lists its product as uncharacterized. Gene Ontology annotation, molecular function: nucleic acid binding. The record is from RefSeq and is a predicted model, not a curated record. The transcript is spliced from 6 exons. Lineage: Eukaryota; Metazoa; Arthropoda; Insecta; Diptera; Culicidae. Bases 1 to 2163 code for a protein of 720 amino acids.
AUGGGUACGGACAGUGUUCCACUGAAGACUGGUGACGCUAUCGGAGUUCGUCAACAGCGAGUGCAUCCCAUCCGAUCCGACGUGGAUAUUGCUGCGUUUGGUGAUACGAUGAAAGAUUCAUCAACUCACACCGAAUCGUACGGGCAAUCAUUCGCCAACGGUCCAGGUAGCGCUGUGAAGUUCCCGCCCGUGGUUGGAAUUUAUCGUCCACCGGCGGCAAGACGGGCACUGAAUUUAGCGGAAAACUUUGUGCAUCAGCUUGCACCACCGGCCGCCUGUGAACAUCCGAACGAUUAUGGUCAUUUAGCACCGGCACCAUCUCGCCACCAACAUCAACAAGCACAGGUGCAGCUUCUGCUACUACAGAAAACUGCGAGCGGUACCGAACCGGACCAGCUAUUACUCGCACCAGAUUCCAGAGAAGGCCAUCUGCUAAGAAAGGAUAAAGCGAAAACGUGCGAAAAAACUGGUCCCACCGGACAGGAACAACUGCAGACAAAACUUCCGGAAGGUGCGAUUGGAGGAAGUACCGACAGUAGUAGCACCGGAAAUAGUACCAAUAGAAACAGCGACGGAAUCACUUCGCCUAGUGGAAGGACCAAUCGACCUCCUCGCGAACGACGUCCAGAUCGGGCAGUGUAUGUACCGCGUGCUCGCCGUAGCUUAACAACGCCUCCAACAGUAGCUGCAGCCACAUCUCAACCACAAUCUUUACCUGCUGAACAUACAUCCCCAGUUAAGGGCUUUUUGUGCACAGCCGCGGCAACCAACCGUGUGCAGCAGCUUCCCGAACUGGGACCAUCGACUGGGUCGGUGAUACAAAAAACCUUCCAACCAGUGUCUUCCAAAGAAAUUGUAAAGUUAAAAGAAAGUAAAAGAAAGGUAUUGGAACUUACCACAGUCGGGCAGCUGAUAACCAGCGGAAAUACUGACACACUGAACUGUGAUACUGUGAUAAAGGAGGCUCCGUUAAACGCUCACACAACCGUGGGCGGUGAGGUUUCAUUAGAUUCGUUUAAAAAACGAAACAUUAGUCUAGAAGAAAACCCACAACAACGGCAGGAACUUCAAAGUUCUAUUACAGGAUUGGUUGAGGUGGAGGACUGUGGACAGGAAAUUUCUCAAGAGCAUUCAGAUACCAAACCAUUCGAAACAACCGUAACGAUGCAUCGCAAAAAUCAACGGAACAACGGAAGUCGUAAUGUGCGAAACGAGACCAGUACGCCAUCACUACUUUCCACUAUGCUCAUUACCGAUCCUAGCAGUGCAGUGAAGAUCAAUUGGGAUGAGAAUGAAUUGAGACGUAUUUCGCAGGAAAUUAAUCGCAGCAAUCGUCGCAUUAUGAAGCAAACGUUCAACUCGGACGUAUUGGAAAUUGAUGAUCCUGAACCGACUCCAAUGCCGACCGUACAGAAAUCAGCGAAAGUUAAGCGUACACCUGCGGCAACCACUGCGACGGAGAAGGUUGAGGUGGGACCGAAGCCAACUGAACCAUCGGAAAGUUUGACAGUUGUUUCGAACGGAACUACCACAAGCAACGGUAGUACAGCUGGCGGUGAAGAGGACGAAGAUGAUUGGGAAUCAAUGUAUGAUGAUAAUGGUGAUUGUUUGAAUCCUAAAAUGCUCGAGGAACUUACGACGGCUGUGGGGAAAGUGUCGAUUGAAACGCCCCAAUCGGAUUAUAAGUUAUUCGAGACGAAGCAGGCUGUGCUGAAUGAGGAGGAGUUUCCACACGUGCUGGAAGUGUCAAAUUUUCCGGCUGAAUUCAAGACCCAGGAUUUGAUGAUGCUGUUUUCGCAGUACAAGGAAACUGGGUUCGACAUCAAAUGGGUCGACGAUACUCAUGCGUUGGCAGUGUUUAGUAGCUCCAAAAUUGCUGCUGAAGUACUCACUACAGGCCUUUCGUUUGGGCGCGUGAAGCCACUGGCCGAGGCAACGGCAGAAUCACGAUCCAAAGCUCGCAAAUGUUCUAGCUCGCUGCAGCCGUACCGCGCCCGUCCCGAAACGUGUGCCGCAAUGGCACGAAGAAUGGUAACGUCAGCGCUCGGUGUGAAGCUAAAAACAGCACCGGAGGAACGCGAAAAUGAACGUCGAGUUCUGCGUGAAGCCAAAGAACGAAAGAGGCUUGCUGCGAAGCAACGCGACGAGGUAUGGGACAGCUAG